AGAACUGAGCAGAAGCAAGACACCUUGAUUGUGAAAACAAAAGCGUCAGGAGGACUAAAGAACAACAGAUAUUCCUUUGAGAGAACUGAAUGGUGUAAAACACUGAGAAUGACUUGUGGAAUACCUCCGAACUGUAGCGUGAGGCAUCUCUUCCUCGCAGGCAUCACGCAAUGUUCAGUGGGACAAAGAUCACGAAUAAGGCUUGAUUCCAACAGUGUCAUUUCUUCAGGCUUCUGAAUUGGAAUCCUACCAAGUGUUGUUUUGUUUUGUUUUUCUCGGGCCACGAAACAGUUUGUCUCAGGGUUAGAUCCUCGAACCUGGAGUCUCUCCAAAGGGGAGGAAUCUUGCUCACUCUCACUCUCUCCCUGUAGUGAUGACAACGGCGAGCACAUUGUGUGCUGAAGUGGCGUGGAAAGCUCUCCGUCUUGUUCCCUGAUGAGGGCUGCUUUCCCUGUAUCAGCUUGCUGUUUAGGAGCCGGACAACAAGUCAGCAUUUAACCUGCUCUAAACUUGGAGACAGAACUCUUUGCUCAGCAAACUUGCUUUCUUGGUUCACAUUAACUAAACUCCGCUGGUUUAAUUGUCUCCAGUGGCGCUGUUGCAUUCUGGGAUACGCAUUGUGGGAUUACUCAAAGAGGAUCAUGGCUGCCUCACACCUGUUUUUGAAUGUGUUGACUGCCGUUUUACUGUUGAGCUACGUUUCUUACGGUCAACAAUCCAACACUGCCAGCACAGGUGAGCAAGCCACAAAUCGGACGGCUGCUCCGUCUGGUGCCCCGGAGGUCACACUCGCGACCCCGGGGUCAGACGCAGACGAAACCCCGUCGGCCGGGAGCCGCUGUUGGGGUUACUACGAUGUAAUGGGCCAGUGGGAUCCUCCGUUUAACUGUAAUGCAGGAAUCUACCUGUUCUGCUGUGGCUCCUGCUACUACCGAUUUUGCUGCCAGUUCAAGGUUCACAGUCUGGACCAGACGUCUUGUUCCAAUUACGACACGCCGGUGUGGGCCAACACAGGCAAGCCGGCGGCUCCGGUGACCGACGUCCAGGAGGAACCGGAUCGAGACCGCACUCACAUGAUCGUGUACAUAAUAUGUGGAGUGGUGGCCAUCAUGGUGCUGGUUGGGAUCUUCACCAAAUUGGGCCUGGAAAAAAGUCAAGGAGGACAGACGGACAUGACAAACUCCAGGGCCCUGACGGAACUGCUCAAACAGCCAGGCGAGCCCAGGGGUGUGGACAGAGGAGGAGGCCACCACCAUAUCGGAUCCAACGGCAUCUCUGGCAGGUCAAUGCGCACCAACAACGAGCAUAACCACCUGAAUAAUGUCAUGCUUCCUCCUUUGAGUCCCGCAAUGGCUCUGUCCCAGCCUCACAGCAACCUGGGCUUCAACAAAUACUCCUCCCUCAAAACCAUGGAAACUACAGCAAGGGAUUACUACCCCAAGAGCUACCCCAUGAUGGAUUACGCACACCGCCAAUCCUCGCCUGCAACCUUUCAGCCUAUUGCUUUUCACCCAAAAGACAAACCCUUUCUUCCCCCUCUGGACAUCCAUACUCCUUUGGCCAUCACCAUUACGUCAGCUCAAGUCUCCAAGCCCAAGAUCUCCAAGACUAACACCCACCCACUCACCUCGAGCUCGGCCUUCAAAGUUUGGGACCCCAACAAGUGCCAUGUCCAACAUCAGGUCCCUCUCAUGAUGCAGCCACAGCCACCACUGUCCCAACCAAACAGUCGGCGUCAGGCCUUCUCCAACAAGCGUCAGUUUAGCAUCGAGACUCUUCCAGAGUUGUUCACUCAGCCUCUGGGGUACAGACAGUCUCCGCACCUCCACCCAAAACACAAGGGACUGCCCACGAACAGCAAAACAGAAGUGACGGUCUGAGGGGAAAGCCUGGAAAGGAUACAAACACAAGAAAGCAUGAUUUCGAUUAGACAACCGGAUGCGAAAGCUUCUACACAUGUGCUUCAGUUAUAUUUAUAGUAUAUUUCCUCCAUGUAUUUGUUUUGGACUAGAUUUAUAUUCAUUGUUCUAUAAUACAAAGAACUGAAGGGGAAAACUUUGCAUGGUCUUGAUUCUGAUUCUUCAUGGGCCUUGAAUCCCUGGUGAUCCUACCUCCACUCUAAAAUUCUGGCCUCUCAUACUGCUGGCCUUCAGAUGUCUCUUGUGGCCCAGACCCAUGUGUCCGAUACCAAAGGGCAGGAGCCUUGCAUCUCAGGAGCCUUCACACCCUUCUGGACAAGGCCAUUGUGCUGUCAGCUUCCAUCAGCCAAGAGCUGCCACGCAGUGAGAUAUUAUUCCGACAAUUCUAGACCACUGAGGACAAAGAACAGCGAGGAAGCAUACGGAAGAGGACAGCAAAGAAACCAAGGUGCCCUGUGAGAGGGAAAGAGAGUUUCAAGUGUUGUGAUGUCUAAGGGUUUGUUAUUUCAGUCAACGGAUAAGGGUCUAGGUGAAUUUGACAAAGUCCAAUGUCCCUAGGUCUCUUUACCUCAACACCAUCAUCAAAGGAUGCAUUCCAGCACUUGUCCAGGGAACGAACCGCCAACAUCAAGUCAUAGCUAUUCUGGCUGUUGCUAUUUCAAACUCUUGUUUGAGACACAGCACAGGUAAAGACAAGGUCGAUAAGCCAGUCUCUGUUACAGACAGAACUCAAGAGAGACAUUUCAGGGGACGACAGUCGCCCGCAGAGAUGAGGUGCCAUAAUGACAGAGGAGGUGAACAAAUCCGGCAAUGUCAUAAGUAGCACUGCCAAAACAACUUUGCUAAAUGGACUUGUGUGUAUUUUUUGCAAUAUCUGUCAAACAGCCUGCUUCCUUUGAAUACUGCUGAAUGUAAAUAAUUAUCCUUUUGGUGAAAGCAAGAACCUUUUAGACCGAUGAUUUGGUGGCGAAAUCUAGCAUGUAGCAGCAAUACCUACACCCUAUUGUAGCAUCUUAAUGGGCAUGGGAAAUCUGGUGGUGGGCAUCAGUUUUAAAGUGAAGAGUUUAGGUGUCUUGAGAGUUGCUUGAGAGACCAAGGAAAAUGGUAGCAAUACUAGGCCUAUCCAUCCUCUCCUGCCUGGGGCCAAAUGACUGAUGGACACAGCUGUCAAACUCACUCUCUCUCUCUCUGCUGUUCCAAGCUGUUCUCAGCCAGGCAUUUGGCUGCCACCCUGCCACAGAACAGCAGGGGGCGCUGUAAUUGAUGAUGGCCUGCUUCUAAUACAGCAGAUCCAAAAUAUGUUCUCCCAUACUGCCUGUAGACUCGUCUUUCUUGUCUGUCUUAUCUUUUUUUUUCAUUGACAACGGAUCUGAAUGGAGAGUUAUGGUUAUUGGUCAAAGACAAAAGGCGAGACCACAAAACAAAGUUUUGAUUUUUUAUGCACCAAUUUAAAGAAGACCCGCAGAGAUGUCUGAUGGUAACCUCUUGCUUCUUUACAUAACAAUAAAGCAUCUGUUUACCAAGCAAACGAUUGUGUCUAAAAAGUAGCACACUUUGUUUGAACAGCCUUGUGAGAUUUUACAGGCCAAUGACAUCUGAUGUACAAGCCACCUAUAAACUGUACAAGGGACUAUAAAAGAGUGUGAAAUGUUCAAUGGAACUGCUUGCAAAUAAAACGGCAGUAUUGUGAGAGACAGAAAAGGAUUAUUGAACUCGGAAGGAGGAGGCAACGCACUCGUAAUGGUACAAAGCGUUCCCUUCUAAACACUAGAUCACAUUAUAGUCAUUGCAGUACAUGUUACGGCAGUUGGGUCUGUAAUGAACUAUAAAAAAGGACGAAAAAGAAAGAAACAUGUAGCUCUCUCUCUUUAUAUCCUCACCAGCUUUAUUUUGGAGAUAAUUUCUACUUGUGGACCAACUCCAGGGACAGCAGUUCCAAAAAUAUGACAACAAUUACAGUUACAGCAUGUUCCUGGAUGGCUAUUUUCAACCGUUGAAUUGAUGCGAGGAUGUAUCAGCAUGCUCUCUUGGGUCAGCAUCGAGUCAAACUAUCCUGAGCUACAGUGAUGCUUCGUUCUGUUUCGGUGGCACUGGCUCCAGGGUAUCAUUGGGUUUCAGGGGCAAGCCCUGGAGGACAGACAUGGCUGUCAGACUCUCCUGGCACAGAGAUAUCAAGCGAUGCCAAGGUGAGCCAGCUACACAGCCCUCUGCCUGAAAUGGAGUCACUUUGUCGGCCGGGAGGUCAUGAAGUCUGUCUUUGAGGAAUGCCAGAAAAGAGCAGAGCAGAUUUAGCUUUUGACAAAACCACAGUGACAAGAUCUCUGGCUGGAUCAGCUUAAACCCUAAAUCAGAUGAGGACUACCGUCCAGGAAUAUACUUUGACUAACUCAAAGCGCUGGAUUGGUCAAAUAACUACUUAAUUCCACAGUUUAAGGACUAUAAAGUGAAAUCAAAAGAGGUUGCGUGCAUUCACAUCUGUUACAAAGAAACACAAGGUGUAAAUAUCUACUUUCGAAUUCCUUCGGCGUGAAGAAUCAUUUACAGUGGUUAUUUUAAACCACCCAAAUAAGCUGAAUGACUGUUGUUUCUGAUUUCUUCUUAAAACUAAAGCGUUCUACCUGUGAUGUGAAUGCCACCAGGUAGCAUUUUAUCUUUAGCAAUACAUGAUGUACUUUUUACUGUUUAUGUACUAUUUGCAAUGUCGUCUUUUUGUACCGUAAGCGUAAUUGGAAUCAAAGUCGAGCCUGCCGCAGUUGACAACCAUUUGACGGAGAUGAAGUGCUUCCGAAUUUUAACACCCUUCUCACCUUCCUUACUAACUUAAAAGAUGUCUUGCCAUAUUUGAAGCUUGUGCUAUAUGUAUAAAGCCUAUCAUUUUUAAAAGACGUAUUAUAACCAAUGCUUGAAUGACAUGUUAGUUGCCAGUCCAGAGACAUGUAAUAUGUAUAUUGGAGAAUCACAUUGUUCCCAUUUGUUUGGUGGCUCCAUUCGCUUGGUGGUAUGUUUGACCAAUCUAAUCUUAUGCACUAUUCUAAGCGGUACCUUUUGUGUAUGUAUAAUUAGGAUGAAUUCUACUAAGGGCUUUAAAAGGAGGCAUGUGCUCUUAAUAGGAGUUGCCCGUGUUCAACAUGGAAAGGGUUCGUUUUUCCCAAUGCAAUGACAGGGAGUACAGUUGCUUGUGUCGGAGUGGACAAAGUUUACUAGGGUAAACUAUAACAAGAGGUUGUGAAAGUGAUGCUCUGUCCUGUGAUCAAUUU
Molecule: messenger RNA, 5176 nt
Organism: Sinocyclocheilus grahami
Lineage: Eukaryota; Metazoa; Chordata; Actinopteri; Cypriniformes; Cyprinidae
Product: protein shisa-9
Exons: 4
Coding region: 642-1880 (412 amino acids)
Biological process (GO): regulation of short-term neuronal synaptic plasticity; regulation of AMPA receptor activity
Cellular component (GO): postsynaptic membrane; dendritic spine membrane; AMPA glutamate receptor complex
Source: RefSeq, a predicted model, not a curated record